AUAAAUACUCCCUCCAUUGCCCUUCCCACUGUCACCAUUCUCUGCGCCUUCUCACACUGCAACAUUUUCCUUUCCAUUCUCAGAGCUUUAGUUUCAAGCGAGUACGGAACUCAGUUGUUGAUAAGCUGCUACCUCAAAACCAUUGACAGAAAAAGAGUUGGGUGAAGUGGAAGUUUGAUAGACACUAGUUCAAUUUGUUCUGAAUACUCCUUAAAGGUCUUACAUUGUUGCUUGCUUCACUUGAAAUUGUGGAUAGACCUGGAUCCAAUGGACUUGAAGACAAAUCUUACUCCUGUCCUUACUGAUACCACACCCUUAACAAGGUCAAGGCUUGGUGUGCCUUCAGGUUUGUCACCUUCUUACUCUUCUAAAGGGGCAACCUUUCCCCAUGGUCCCUUGCUGGCAAUUCCAAGGAAGAAGACAGGAAUUCUUGAAGAUGUUCGUUCUAACGGUUGGCUUGAUGCCAUGAAAUCAUCUUCUCCUACUCACAAUAAAGUAUCCAAGGAUGUUAGUCAUGGGAUUGGAUCAUCUGAUGCUGCUUAUAAUUCCUGGCUGCUUAAGUUUCCAUCAGCACUUGCAUCGUUUGAUCAAAUUGCAAACUGUGCUAAGGGGAAGAGAAUAGUAUUGUUUCUGGAUUAUGAUGGGACUCUUUCACCCAUUGUGGACAAUCCUGACUGCGCUUUCAUGUCAGACAAUAUGCGUGCUGCUGUUAAAAAUGUCGCAGAAUGUUUUACAACGGCAAUAAUUAGUGGAAGAAGGCGCGACAAGGUUUGUGAAUUUGUUGGAGUAAGAGAGCUCUAUUAUGCUGGUAGUCAUGGGAUGGACAUUAUUUGUCCUCGUAGACAAUCUAAUUCUGAUAAUCACCCUGAGUGCAUUAGUUCUGCUGACAAACAGGGUAUUGAAGUCAAUUUAUUCCAACCUGCUGCUGAAUUCCUCCCCAUGAUUGAAGAGGUACUUGAGUUGCUCAAGGAGUGUACAAAAGACAUUGAAGGAGCAUUAGUUGAGAACAAUAAAUUUUGUGCGUCUGUGCAUUACCGCAAUGUAGAUCAAGAGAAUUGGAGUAUUGUGGGACAACGUGUAUAUGAUGUUCUGAAGGAUUACCCACGUUUGCGUUUAACUCAUGGGCGGAAGGUUUUAGAGGUCCGGCCAGUGAUCGACUGGGAUAAGGGAAAAGCUGUCACAUUUCUACUUGAGUCACUUGGACUUAACAAUUGUGAUGACGUGCUAGCAAUAUAUGUUGGAGAUGAUAGAACAGAUGAAGAUGCAUUUAAGGCUUUGAGAGAAGUUAAUAAAGGUUGUGGCAUCUUAGUGUCCCCCGUCCCAAAAGAAACCAACGCAGUUUACUCUCUUCGUGAUCCCUCAGAGGUGAUGGGAUUUCUGACAUCACUUGCGGGAUGGAAAUCAAGCAUUCAAGGUCGCUGAAAAGCUUUACAUGGUGUAUAGAGGAGAACAUUCUCCGCUAUGCUAUAUAUUUGAGAGAGUCUUUUUGUUUCGAUUUUGGGGUUGUUAGAAGACGUUUCAAGGGGUCUGCUGGAACAUAUUUGAGCUCAGAAGACCUCUGACGGUAACAACAUUGUCAUUACCUUGUGUGGUAGCUGUAAAUUCCUGGCUGAGAAUUAUAUAUAUAUUGGAAAGAUUAAGGAAAAUCUGCUCAGAAGGUUUUUUUUGUUCCCCAUUAGAAGUUCAUAUUAUUGUAUUUAUUUCAUAUUCUUUCUUCAGUUUGGUUACUGCUCCUAACCAGCUCCUUGGGGAUUAAAUAUGAAAUUGUUCUGUUUUUUUUUUUUUUUUUUUGUUGAGAGAGAAUUAUCAUAUGUUAAUUUUUUCAAUGUGUAGAUUGAAUAUUAUAAUUUGUACUACCCAUUUGAUAGUGCCCCCACUUCGUCACUCUUUGUACUGUCUUCAAAUUAUUCUAGAAAAGAUCCUUUGAAUUGUGAUGGACUUAUUUGA
Cajanus cajan (pigeon pea) is the source of this 1947-nucleotide messenger RNA. Its product is annotated as trehalose-phosphate phosphatase A. Gene Ontology annotation, biological process: trehalose biosynthetic process. The record is from RefSeq and is a predicted model, not a curated record. Gene Ontology annotation, molecular function: trehalose-phosphatase activity. NCBI's taxonomy places the organism in Eukaryota, Viridiplantae, Streptophyta, Magnoliopsida, Fabales, Fabaceae.